CUUCAUCAACAAGAGCUACUUAACUCGAGGGUUCUCAAUUAUAAGAGCCAUCAAUAUGAAAUAGAGUUGUAGAGUAAGGUAAAGGGAUAUAUCCUCAAUCUCGCGGUAAUUGAGCAUAAGUUUUACACGAAAAUACAAUGGAUUCCGAUUCUGCUCCCUCGAUCUCAUAUCCAAUUGUCGACUCCCACAUCCACCUCUUCCCCGAAAGCGAGCUCGACACCCUUGCCUGGAAUACUCCAUCAAAUCCUUUAUACAAGCAACAGUCUCUCGAUGAAUACACAGCUGCUACAGCUUCUGUUUCUUCACUAGAAGGUUUUAUCUUUCUCGAGACAGACCGUAAGAAUGAUCUGAAACGCGGGGAAGAAGAUGGUUCGGGAUGGGAAAUGCCACUUAAAGAAGUGUCUUGGCUUAAACGAAUAGCAUUAGGUCAACCUCGUGAAGGAGAAGGACAUACUGCGGAACAUGCAAAGCUUUGUAAAGCGAUUAUACCAUGGGCGCCAGUACCGAGUGGAGAGAAGGCAUUGGAGAGAUAUGUGAAGGAGGUUGAGAGGGAGGCGGAAGGAAGCUGGGGGUUGGUGAAAGGAUUCAGAUAUUUGGUACAGGAUAAGGAGAAGGGGACUAUGCUUACAGAAGGAUUUAUAGAGGGAUUAAAGUGGCUGGGAAAGAAGGGCUUUGUGUUUGACUUAGGGGUCGAUUUACAUUCAGGGGGGAAAUGGCAAUUAGAGGAGGCGAUCGAGAUGAUGGAGAAGGCUCAUGAUGGAGUUGAGGAAGGAGAAAAAGUUACGGUCAUCAUAAAUCACCUCUGCAAACCCGACUUCUCAAUCUACAACACUCAAACUGAUCCCUCUUUCCUUGCCUGGCGCACCGCCAUGUUCAAACUCAGCAAAUACAGCAAUACAUACAUGAAGCUCAGCGGAUGUUUCUCAGAGAUGCCGGAUUCUCUGAAGAAAGCCCCUGUUGAUGAAAUUGUCAUGGCACUACAACCAUAUUUAGCAGUGGUUCUUGCUACAUUCGGUCCUUUCAGAACAAUGUUUGGAUCUGACUGGCCAGUUUGCACAAUUGGGGUUGAGGAUGCCUGGGGAAAAUGGAGGGACGUGGUUAUGAGGUUUUGCUACUUGGCUAGUCUAAGUAAGGAGGGUCAGAUUAUGAUUUGGAGUGGUACAGCAGUUAAAGCGUAUAAGAUUGGAGGAGAGGUAUGAGACGGGUUCUGAAUUCAGGAAGGAUGAAGCAAAAGGUAUCAUCAGGGGUAAAGGUCUAACUAAGCAAGCGAGUAUCAUUCCAUAGUUGGGAUGAUUGUGUUUUUAUUCUUCAGAUAAGUCUAGGUAUUUUAGGAACAACAAUAUUCAACGAUUCGUUGUCUUUACAAAAUCUACAAAGGGGGAUUGUGCGAUGAAUGAAUGUAUCGUAUCGUAUCCACCU
Messenger RNA from Botrytis porri, 1419 nucleotides. RefSeq lists its product as uncharacterized. The record is from RefSeq and is a predicted model, not a curated record. Bases 138 to 1199 code for a protein of 353 amino acids. Lineage: Eukaryota; Fungi; Ascomycota; Leotiomycetes; Helotiales; Sclerotiniaceae. The transcript has 3 exons. Gene Ontology annotation, molecular function: hydrolase activity.